CUCGCUCUACUCGCGAUCGCUACAAACCACAGUACGCUUCAUUGUCGCUGCACACGCAAGCGCUCCACUCUAGACGCGCAUCUCUGCAGUCUCUCUUCCUUUGAUUCUGUCUCUCAAGUAUGACCAGCAUGCUAGAGUCUUGCUCAACGCCCCUGAUCCAAGCGUCUUCCCCGCGUCGUUCACGGAACCAGCUCAUCAGCCUCGAGCUGGCAUCGCAGCAGAUACAGCCAACAACGAAUCCAUGGCUUGAUCAGACAUCGUCUCUUUCUCUUCUGAUACACCGCGCUGAGUCUAACGCAUUCAGAAGGACGAUCUAGACCGAUUUGAACGCCUUGCACACGAUACACGCAUGACAAAGGAACCAG
Molecule: messenger RNA, 365 nt
Organism: Protomyces lactucae-debilis
Lineage: Eukaryota; Fungi; Ascomycota; Taphrinomycetes; Taphrinales; Protomycetaceae
Exons: 2
Coding region: 120-317 (65 amino acids)
Source: RefSeq, a predicted model, not a curated record